Molecule: messenger RNA, 1910 nt
Organism: Aspergillus pseudonomiae
Lineage: Eukaryota; Fungi; Ascomycota; Eurotiomycetes; Eurotiales; Aspergillaceae
Exons: 2
Coding region: 605-1657 (350 amino acids)
Source: RefSeq, a predicted model, not a curated record
GUGCGGAGAAGGGACGAGAGUGGCAUUGUAAAGAAACGCUGCUGAUUAGGAUCACAGGAUUGAAUCAACACCACAGUAUAUAGGAGGGUAGCAGCAUAUUCUGCGUAAGAAGACAAAGCUUUGAAAGAGCAAACAGGGAGAGCUCUCAGGGAAAAAUAAGAAGGCCGGCAGCUUAAGUUGCCUGGAAGUACUACUGUUCCCCCAGACGGCCCCUUGAGCCGACGCAAAGCGAAGCUGCGGGGAAAACGCCGGGCACGUGAUGCUAUCUGAGAUCCACUUCUUCUGCAGCGCAGUUAAUCUCUUUUUUCCUCGCCGGAAAGACGCGAUCAGCGAACUCCUCCGACGUCACCGGGUCCAUUGUCCUGGUGGCUUACAGCGUAUCCAUCUGAUUCGGUCUUACGGUCGCUCUGGAAUUUGUCCUACUUGGUCUCGACAAGCUGACUCAUCUCUUUGUUUGCUGUUUCGCUCGGCUCACCUUUUGUGUCUCUGCUUUCCUUUCUAGUAAUACCCAUUAGACUUGGCAAUUUUCCACCAUUUCUGUUAUCGCCCUUGUAUACGCUUUGGAACCCUAUAUUUGACAGUCUUUCGCUUUACUAUACCCAAGAUGUCUGAUGAUGAAGAGUACUACGAUGAAUACGACGAAGAUAUCUUCUGGAUUGAGGAACCGGAACCGGAGAUCGCCGAUGACCUCGCCGCAACCGCAGUCUAUGACGCUCUCUUCUUUGAGGAUCCCUCACUCGAGGUAGAAGACUACUUCAGCGACUGGGACGACCAAUCCGACGAUUACUACGACGAAGACCCAACCGCCGUACGGCUCCAGCGAGCAAUGGGCCUCUGGCCAAACAACUACAACAUCAAAGAAAUCAACGACAUUCUCGCCGCAAAAAAGGACCUUUCAGCCCACAACGGAACCAUCCCCAAGAAGACCCUCCCCGAGACAAACGUGGCAUCGUUCCAGGGCACGGUAUGGAAGACGCUCCACGACGACAGUCCACCCCGUAAAUUGUACGAGCCUGGCGACGGCGAAAAAGUGGCCCUCCUGAAGAAUUGGCGCGAGGUGUUCCGGUCAUCCCAUCCUGCCAUUGGGCGGGUGCGAAUGCGGAAAGUCAGCUCCGACAUGGCCCCGCCUCGGGCGCCAGUGGUCUCUAAGAGGGCGGAUACCAGUUCUGAUGAUAUGUCUACUGCGUCCUCGUUGGAGAGCCUUCGCGAGACUGAUGUUGGGUCUGAUGGUUGCUCGAAAACUACCACUCCGGCGGAGCCAUCGCUCUCUCCGCCCUUGACGGUGCAUUCGCAUAGGGUGAUCAAGUCGGCUUCUGAUCUGCCAGUCAAUUCUAAGAUGCUUGAGCAUGAGUUCCCUAUCGAAGCGCCUGAGUCAUACGAUGAUCCAAUGGCAAUGGAACCGGAGUCACCUGAUCUGCAAUCUGCAACAACGCAGGACCAGGAGUCUAGCCCAAAGAAACCUAAUUCUGCAACCGCGCCAUCUACCAGGACAAGGAAACGAAAGGCGUCCGAUGCACUAGACCAACCGGAUGUAGACAAAAAUCAAACAACCACCAGAUCUAAGAGAAUUGCAUCGAAGAAAGUGGGUGAAACCGCGGACCCUCCAGCGGCGUCGGGUCCUGUACGGAGGUCCACCAGGAACAAGGCCAAGCAAUAGACGGAAGGGGCCAUGAAGAUAUGAAAUCGUUAUUCUGUAUCUAAUUCAACACUCUGCCCAUUGGCGGCUAAAUAUAACAAAUGCCAGCUAUAUAUGACAUGAUAGAAGGAAUGCAAUUAAAACAGGAACGUAUACAACUAUGCAUACUCCUUAUUGAAUGCCCGUCCAAUGACCAUCCGUCUGAUUUCGCUGGUCCCCGCACCGAUCUCGUACAGCUUCGCAUCGCGAAGCAACCGUCCUGCGGGGAGCUCAU